Molecule: messenger RNA, 2207 nt
Organism: Linum trigynum
Lineage: Eukaryota; Viridiplantae; Streptophyta; Magnoliopsida; Malpighiales; Linaceae
Source: the annotation of a GenBank genome assembly
UCCUCACUAAGUCAGGAUCAAAAUGGGUCAACUGGACUCCGCCUAUUGACAACCUUGCCUUCAGUCAUGGUUGUCACACCGGUGGCAUGCCACCCGGUUGAACCUGGUUCAACCUGUGCCGGUCAUGAAACCGGCAUGACCGGUAUGAUUGACUUACGCAUUUUAAGUAAAAUGACAUCAUUUUAAUGAAUUUAAUGAAUAAAAAAUUUAUUUUUUAUUCAUUUUAUGAAUGUAAUAGUUAAAAGUUAAUGAUAUUUGUUGGAUUGUAACUAAAUUGUCCACAAAUAUGUUUGAUAUAUGAUUAAAUACAUUGGAUAUUAAUUGUUUUCACAUUUUUUUAAACCGGUAUGAACCGGCACAAACUGAUUAUACGACCGGUCGUACUAUUCCACUUGCCAAACCGGCACAACAAUAUAAACCGGUUUGACAACCUUGCUUCAGUCUCUCUUAGAAAAGAGGACGGACAACGGAGGGGUUGUGAGUUGUGAGUGGAGGCGGACUGUAGAAAAGUAGAAGCGAGAGAGAGGAAGCGGAAAGGAUCGCAAAGCAGAAGCCAUGAAUGCCCCCGAUCGUUACGAGCGAUUCGUCGUACCCGAAGGCACCAAGAAGGUUUCAUACGAGAGGGACACCAAGAUCAUCAAUGCCGCCUCCUUCAUUAUAGAGAGAGAGGAGCACACAAUCGGCAACAUAGUCCGCAUGCAGCUUCACUUGGACGAGAAUGUUCUGUUUGCCGGCUACAAGCUCCCUCAUCCUCUGCAGUACAAAAUCAUUAUCAGGAUUCACACCACCAGUCAGUCUUCACCAAUGCAGGCAUAUAACCUAGCCAUCAAUGAUCUUGACAAGGAGCUUGACCACUUGAGAUCUGCGUUUGAGGAUGAGAUCGCCAACUAUUCAAGUACUAGGGAGUACUGAGGGAGCCAGAGAUGAAGAUUUGCAGCUAGACUAUAACUGAAUGUUGCUAGAGCAAAACUUGUAAAAGAUCUCCCAGGACACUGGAUGUAUUUUGUACGUUAAGCAGCUUGUGCGGAGUAAAGACUGGAACUUAGAAUCUCGUGAGGCAGCUCUGAUGAUGUUUACGGUGCAUAGGACCUUCAUCGGUACUGCCCUGGUUGAUCUGUUUUCAGUUCCAUGUUUUCGUCGAUCCUUUAAUUUCUGAAUUUGGUAAUCAACUGGAAUGCUUGAAUGGAACACAUGUAGUUGUGAUGUUUCUCCAUGGAGUAUGCUUGAGCUCUUGUAUUUAACUGAUGCUUUGCUACCCUGUCCACAUAUGCCAGUGGAUCUCUGUCAUCUUUGAUAUGUUCUCUAAAGCUCCAAAACUCUGUCAACUAGGAUACCAUGUAGCAAUACAGCACACCUGCUGUCGAUACUCACGAAGUCACAAACUCAUGUGUCAUUCUUUAGCUAGUACAAUUUGGGAAAGAACUCUUCAAAAUCUAGGUGAAAGGAUGACACAGUUUUCUGUCGAGUAUAUACCUCACAGUUUUGCAUAUCUGAAACCGCGGCCGUCCAACAAAUCGGCAACAGUUACUGCCUGUAACGAAGUUGCAACCUUUUUAACCAUGUUCCACUCGGUCAUUGGCCCCUCUAUCUCCCUAAGCCUUUCCAAAUUUUGGUCCCUAUCCUUGUUAUCUGGAGCCUAAAAUCAGUCAUCUACCAGUGUUGUCAGAUCUUGCUUAGGUGUAAGGAUUUAUGAUAAGAUGGGGUCUACACAAGCCUUGAGAGAAUUUGUUGAUGUUGAAGAUGUUACCGAACACAAGGUAUUCAAAGGUGUUAAUGAGAGGAUACUUUGUUCAAAAAUCUUAGUUUAACCAUGUUCAAUCGUUUCAUACCCCGCUGAAACCGCCUACUGAUUUGGGGUCCGGUACCUGCUAAUCCCGAUCUGACUGGGCGGUAAGGUAUGGUUUCUAAAACAUUGGUCCCCAUACCCGCUGAAAUCGCCUACCGAUUUGGGGUCCGGUACCUGCUAAUCCCGAUCUGACUGGGCGGUAAGGUAUGGUUUCUAAAACAUUGGUCCCCAGGCGAAUUUGUUAACGAUAUCCGCAAGUCUGGACCGCUCAGAAAGUUGCUAAAGAUGCAAAGUAACUAAUGAAUGAUACGAUGGACUAAUCCGCUUGUAUAUUUAUGAGAUAAAAUUAUUUAUUAAUUUUUUUGACUCAUCCAAAAUUAGGUCAGUUUUUUUAACAAAUUAAUGAAUUAUAAUUUCUAAU